AUGGCGGCGCGUAGAAUCGGCGGAAUCGAAGACAUCUCGCUUUCACUCCACAACACGUUGACCGGCACGGUGGAACCGUUCGUACCCCUGGUCGAGGGGCAGGUGAGCAUGUACUGCUGCGGCCCGACCGUCUAUCUCGAUCAGCACCUCGGCAACCUGCGCACCUAUCUGUUCGAGGACGUGCUGCGGCGUACCCUGGAAGACUGCGGCCAUCGGGUCCGCCACGUCAUGAACAUCACCGACGUGGGCCAUCUCACCGACGACGGUGACGAGGGCGAGGACAAGAUGAUCAAGAGCGCCCGCACCAAGGGCCUCUCCGUCGAGCAGAUCGCCGAGCACUACACGGAGCAGUUCUUCCGUGACUGCCAGGCGCUGAACAUCACCAAGCCGACGGUGGUGUGCAAGGCGACCGAGCACAUUGCGGACAUGAUCGCCCUGAUCGAGCGGCUGGCCGAGCGUGGCCACACCUAUCUGGCCGCCGGCAACGUCUUCUACGACAUCUCCACGUUCCCGAACUACGGCCGCAUGGCACGGCUGGAUCUGGAUGAGCUGAAGGCGGGGGCACGCAUCGAGGUGGAUGCCAACAAGCGCGGUCCGCACGACUUCGGGCUGUGGUUCACCAGGUCCAAGUUCGAGCGGCAGGCCAUGUUGUGGGACUCGCCCUGGGGGCUCGGCUAUCCCGGAUGGCACAUCGAGUGCAGCGCGAUGUCGAUGCGCUACCUUGGCGAACGCUUCGACAUCCACUGCGGGGGCGUCGAUCACAUCCCCGUGCAUCACACCAACGAAAUCGCCCAGUCGGACGGCGCGACCGGGGAGCCGAGCGUGCGUUACUGGGUGCAUGGCGAGUUCCUGGUGAUCGACGGCGCUCGCAUGGCCAAGUCGGGCGGGAACCUGGCCACCGUGUCGGCGCUCGUCGAGCGCGGCUUCGAGCCGCUCGACUACCGCUACUUCUGCCUGGGCGCCCACUACCGCGACCAGCACACCUUCUCGGAACAGGGCAUACGGGCCGCCCGUUCCGCCCGCCGCCGCUUGCUGGACCGCGUCGCCGAGCUCGCCGAGCUUGCCGGCGGCGCUGAGCCGCCGGGCGCCGAAGAGCUGGCUGAGGGGGCAUGGCAGGCCUUUCGCCGCCACGCGCGUGACGACCUGCACAUGCCGCGCUGUCUGGCGGUGCUGUGGGGCCUGAUCAAGGAGCCGCGCGUGGGCGCGGCCGCCAAGCUCGACGUACUGCGGCGCAUGGACCGCAUCCUGGCUAUCGGCAUCGAGGAGGCCGGUUCCCGAAGCACGGAGCUCGCCCCGGAGCUGCGUGACCUGAUCGAGCAGCGCUCGUGCGCCCGCACGCAACGGGACUUCGCCACCGCGGAUCGGAUCCGCGAUGAGCUUGCCACGCGGGGCAUACUGCUUGAAGAUCGGCCCGACGGCGUGCGCUGGCGCCAUACGAAGGGAAAGAGCUCACCGAAGCUGUAA
Messenger RNA from Geodia barretti, 1464 nucleotides. The record is from the annotation of a GenBank genome assembly. NCBI's taxonomy places the organism in Eukaryota, Metazoa, Porifera, Demospongiae, Tetractinellida, Geodiidae.